Molecule: messenger RNA, 1098 nt
Organism: Syngnathus acus (greater pipefish)
Lineage: Eukaryota; Metazoa; Chordata; Actinopteri; Syngnathiformes; Syngnathidae
Gene: prl
Product: prolactin
Exons: 5
Coding region: 128-766 (212 amino acids)
Biological process (GO): positive regulation of cell population proliferation; positive regulation of receptor signaling pathway via JAK-STAT; response to nutrient levels
Cellular component (GO): extracellular region
Molecular function (GO): hormone activity
Source: RefSeq, a predicted model, not a curated record
GUGGUUACUGCUACAUAACCAAACAGUUGAAGCAGACAAACUAUAAAAUGGAAGGAAACCCGAGUCAAAGCAAAGAAGUGACGGGAAAAAGAGGAGAAAUCAAAGAGCAACAGCCCAGGGAAGAAAAAUGGCUCACGGAAGAUGGAAUGGUAGGAAACCUUUCAUCACUGUGUUGUAUGUGGUAGCAGUAUGCAGCGGUGUCCCGGUCAGUGACCUACUGGACCGAGCCUCUCAGCACUCUGACAAACUCCACUCUCUGAGCACAACACUCACCCACGAGAUAGAUUCUCAUUUAACUCCUAUAGGCCGGAUGCUCAUGCCCCGGCCUUCAGCGUGCCACACAUCGUCAUUGCAGACACCCAGUGACAAAGAGCAAGCCCUUCAAGUGUCUGAGUCAGAGCUGCUCUCACUGGCUCGUUCCUUGCUCCAAGCCUGGGUGGACCCGCUGGUGGUUUUGUCCUCUUCCGCUAAUACCCUGCCACACCCGGCUCAAAGCAAAAUCCUCAAUAAGAUCCAGGAGUUGCAGGAGCAUUCCAAGAACCUUGGAGAUGGUCUCAACAUCCUAUCUGGCAAGAUGGACCCGGCAGCUCAGACCAUCUCCUCGCUGCCCUACAGAGGCGGCAAUGACAUCGGGCAGGACAAGACAUCUAAAUUAAUCAAAUUUCAGUUUCUCUUGUCCUGCUUUCGCCGCGAUUCCCACAAGAUCGACAGCUUUUUGAAAGUCCUCCGAUGCCGGGCAGCAAAACUGCAACCUCACUUGUGUUAAAGAGCGAAACACCACACCGGACCGGACCGGACGGCUUUGAGAUUUUUCUUUUCCAAAAGCUUGUAUCGUAUGGCACUUCAGUCUAGCAAUAUGCAUUAUAAUUUAGAUGGCUUAUAUUAUUUAAUAGGGGAUGAUGAUGUCAGGUGAAGGCAUAGUUUUAAGAAGUAGUGUAAAGCUUUGGUCUGCUCAUCUCAUUUCUCAUCAUUAUUUAACAAUCAAAUACGGUGAUGUUCUAGUUUAGUCACAUCUGAAACCAGAUUUUCGGAUUUGUUGGCUGUUUUUUACUGGCUGCAAACAUUGAGAUUGAAUCAAAUGAAAUAUAGGACUUCCUA